Messenger RNA from Neogale vison (American mink), 3713 nucleotides. RefSeq names its product ubiquitin conjugating enzyme E2 G1 (gene UBE2G1). Gene Ontology annotation, molecular function: ubiquitin conjugating enzyme activity. Gene Ontology annotation, biological process: protein polyubiquitination; proteasome-mediated ubiquitin-dependent protein catabolic process. Lineage: Eukaryota; Metazoa; Chordata; Mammalia; Carnivora; Mustelidae. Bases 1 to 678 code for a protein of 225 amino acids. The transcript is spliced from 6 exons. The record is from RefSeq and is a predicted model, not a curated record.
AUGCGCACUGGGCCGGGCGUGCGCGGGGUGCGCUGGGGGUGCGCGGGCUCACAAUGCCGCCACACGUGCUGCAGGCGUGGGGAGCGGCCGAGCGGCGGCCGGCUGGACGGAGGGGGUGCGUCCGGAGCCGCCCGAGUCCCCCCGGCGCCCCGAGACCGCCGCCGCUGCCUCAGUCACCCGGUGGCCUCCAGAAGAAGGUCGUUAGGGGCUGAACUCAACAAAAAUCCAGUGGAAGGCUUUUCAGCAGGUUUAAUAGAUGACAAUGAUCUUUACCGGUGGGAAGUCCUUAUCAUUGGUCCCCCUGACACACUUUAUGAAGGUGGUGUUUUUAAGGCUCAUCUCACUUUCCCAAAAGAUUAUCCCCUCCGGCCUCCUAAAAUGAAAUUCAUUACAGAGAUCUGGCACCCAAAUGUUGAUAAAAAUGGUGAUGUAUGCAUUUCCAUUCUUCAUGAGCCCGGGGAAGAUAAAUACGGUUAUGAAAAGCCAGAGGAACGCUGGCUCCCUAUUCACACUGUGGAAACCAUCAUGAUUAGUGUCAUUUCAAUGCUGGCAGACCCUAAUGGAGAUUCACCUGCUAACGUUGAUGCUGCGAAAGAGUGGAGGGAAGACAGAAAUGGAGAAUUCAAAAGGAAAGUUGCCCGCUGUGUAAGAAAAAGCCAAGAGACAGCUUUCGAGUGACAUUUGUUCAACAGCUAUAACUUCAUUAUUUCAGGGUCUCCAACUGAGAAACAUGGCACUGUUUUCCUGCACUCUACCCACCUAUUGCUGGACUUCUGUUGUAACAAGUUGGCGGACACUGGCUGGAGCUGGGCUGCAGUAGAACAAGCCAGUACCCGUGCUGACAAGAGCCUAACAAGUGCCAACUUACAGGGGAUUGCGCAGUUUGAAUUCUCAUGAACUGUUUUAGCCUUCAGGAAGACUUGUAAAGACCUGUACAUAGCACAACAUGAUCCGGAUAAUAUAUAUACCAUUCAUGUACAUCCACCAAUACACCUUGUACCAAAUAAUGCUCUCUUGUAGUAGGACAAGAAUCGUGUAAAUUCUCAAAGAUUUUAUUAGGUUUUCUUUCCCUAUUCAUUGUUUCUUAUCAGUUUUAAAAGACUCCUUAAAGCAUGUCAGAUGAAAAACAAUUAGGAUUAAAAGUUUCCAUUUAAUUUCCUUUAAACCAUUGAGGCUUCAUUAAACUCUUUUCACUUACUAAACUUUUGUAUCUUCUUUGUUUUGACACACUCCCCUUUGCUUUUCUCUCUUCUCUCUGCCGGAAGGUUUAUCAAGUCAUUUAGUUCCAGUACUGAAACACUUACUAAGCAACUACUUGAUUUUGACGAGGACUUCAGAGCAGUGGUCAUCACUAGGUGCUUGCCUUUUUGUGCUCUGGUUGCACCGUCUCUUGGAUCGAGUGGAACAAUACCACAUUUUGGCUGUUGAGAGCUCUUGAACUCCGUCAUCCCUGAGAACAACAGAGAGUUGGUUCAGAAUUCAACUUACUGAAAUUUGCCCCAGACAGAACAAAAUCUGGUUUGGUUUGGCUUUUGCCUUCCCGUUGGUCCCUGGGCGUUCAGGUUGGAUGGAUUAGUGUGCACAGCUGCAGGCUUUCUGCUUAACUCGUGAGUUUGCUCUUACAGAUGCUGUGGACCCCCCGUCCCCUUCUCCACGGUCCUCCAUGUUUCUUUGCCUCUAUUCUAUAUUGCAGAUUUUUCUCACUUAUUGUACAAAGAAAUGGUGAUGUAUAUUUUCAUGUAAUUUGAUUUUGGAAUUCUGUCACCUUAUGUAGUGAGUUCUUCCAAAAUAUAAUUUUUUUCCAAUAAUCGUCAAGUUGUUGACUUUUAUUGUAUUGAAUGAAGGUUAUAAUACUGAAUGCCAGAGAAGUGCAGUUUAGAAAAAUCUCAGGUUGAUUCCUUAUGCAAACAGACUUAAUACUUGAAAAUCCCAUGGCCAUGGCAGUGUAUGUACUGGGCUCUAUCUAGGUUCUUAUGUGGGUCUCAAAGCAUUCCAGGGUGUGAAUGCUUUGCUCUCUGAUACAUUGAUUCUGUCACUGACACCGUGCACUUGGAUUUUAUUAACGUUUGAGCAUAAGUGUACUUCAUAUCAUGUCUUCUAAAGCAGCUUCAGGAAGUGAUGAAGUGACCGUGUGCGGUGUGAACGGCAGGCCCAGGUUCCCCUGUGUUGGGUGUGAGGUUGGGGCUGGGAAGUGUAGUAGUUGGCGGGCAAGGGACAGAAACGGAAGCAGUGCCCAAUGGGACACGGUUCUGUGAGGACUGGCGCGUCUCUGGCCUGUGGGGCUCGGAGAGACGCUCUGGCAGAGAGUGAAGGGUCCCUACGAGUCGCCCAUCCCUGCGACUCCGCAUGUCCUUCUUUCAGCGGAAGUAAAAUGGUUGAGGAUGUAGACGCAGCAGAGAGUGAUUUUUCUGAGUCCGUCUGUUCUGCACUCUGAAGCAUUGUAGAGACCCAUCAAUGUGUAAUGACUGAAUGUGGAAAGUGUUUGAUCCCUUGGAGCUGAUUUUCUUCAAGAACUUCAUUUUGUGACUUUUCUUACUCAGAGGCUGUAAAACUUGUUGCCCCAAAGUGCUGGUGCUGCACAGCCUCCUGGGAUCUGAAUGCAGUCCCUUUUCCUCUCAAAUCAGAAACUUCACAUGGUUGCAGGAGGCGGAACAGAGUCUGAAUUUUGCUCUCCUCUUGGCUGUGAUCCUGCUCGUGGUCUGUUGGGUUCGAACCUGGGGUUUGAGUCCUCAGGGAGCAGCCAGUGACCUACUCACUCAGGGACAACUCUCACUGAACCCUAAGUGCCACUUUCAUGCAGGUACUUCAGUGUGACCGUGUGUGUUUUGGGGCUAGGGGAGUGGAAGGGUGAGCCAGGAACCAGUGCCCCUCCCUUCGCGCUCCUUUCCACCUGGCGCCCUGGCGUGCUGCAUGUGGACACACGGGCCUCAGGAGGUGGUGUGGCCUGUUCUCUGCCAGGGGCGUCUCCCGUGCCUUUCCCCGUGUUCAUCUGACAGUGAACUUGACACCUCCAUGUUUGAUACUCAAUCACUCUCAGGUGGCACUGAUCCAGGUGGCUUUUGUGCCACCAGUGUCUCAUCACUAGUGUGAGGCGAGUCCUCUCUGCUUUAGGAAAGGAUUUUUCUCCCCAACUCUGUGCCAACUAUCAACAACAUCUACACAGUCUUAUGGGUUUUAGAACUGUUGGCUGUUUCUUAAAUUGAUUCCAAGUUCUUGUAAAGGCUUAUAGAUCUCAGUCUGUGCUCAUAAUGGGACGGAUGAUCUCAGUGGCUUUCUGGCCUCUCUUCUGUGAGUUUAAAAUCCACGCGAGAUUGGUUUCCUUGUCAUCACAAGGCAGUCUCUUUGUGAGGCGAUGCCACGAGUUCUCUGAUCACUUGGGUGUCCUGGUAUCUUCAAUGGCCUUCAUUCUCGGGUGUGAAAUUUUAUUGUGUGCUCACUCACCCCCUACAGAUCAUAUUUUGGGCAGUGGUGCCUGUGUAUCUAUCUUUUCCCGUCUGGUCUCCAGUUGGUGGAACUACCUUCUUUGUACCUUCCACCACCCAGCAUCUUUGAAAUUUGACACAAUGUUGCUUCAUUCCAGCUGUUUUUAGUUCUGUAACUCCUUGAUUGUAUUUAACUAUGUGAGUUCUGUUGUGAUGUUUGCUGUAUUGUAAAGCCCCUGCGCCAUGUGGUGGGUGCUCUGUAAAUCAAUAAAUGAUGACUUAGAGGCUGUA